This is a messenger RNA of Coregonus sp. 'balchen', 9308 nucleotides long. The record is from the annotation of a GenBank genome assembly. Lineage: Eukaryota; Metazoa; Chordata; Actinopteri; Salmoniformes; Salmonidae.
CUCCCUCUCACUCUCUCUCCCAACUUCCCUGGAACCACCUUCACCCUGGAACCACUCUGGCCUCAGCCGUCUCUCCUCUCCGCCGUCUCUCUUCUCCGUCUACGUCUCCCUGUGUCCUGACACCCGAGCUCCAGCUCAGCAGAGUCAGUGUUUACCCGUGCUGUGCCUGGCAACAGGCUGCAUGCUUGGGAUUACCGGAGGCCCUACCUUUCAACGCUGCGCACUCUGCCUUCCUUCAGCCUCCUCCGAUCACUUUCCCUGGGAACUAACGGGGAGCACACGAAGGUGCGAGGUGAAAGAGCCGUGGAGGAGAGCCCUGAUUUGAGGCUCCGCGUCCACCCACCUCCCUCAAUUGGCUUCAGUCCGCUCUACUCUCUCUCCUGCACCUUCUCUGUCUUGUGGUCUCAAUUAGUCACUCUGGUCGUUCCUGGAAGUUUUGGUGAUUGUGACCAGUGUGGUGGACUUAGGGGGGUUCGUCUUUCGGGUGGAUCUCGUGGAGCACCGUGAUGGAUCACUCCCUGUUUGGGUGCCUCCGUAACCCCCACGCCCCGGCCCAGAGCCUGCACUCCCACCCUGCCUUUAGCCAGUCCCCGCUGGCACUGCAUGGACGCUCCGACCACAUCUCCUACCCUGACCUGCCCGGCUCCUCGCCCCCCUGCGGGGGGUACCCUGGACCCGGGGAAGAGGGGGUGUACGGAGGGCAGCAGCACCACCAUCGUGGAGGACACCUCCAUCAGCACCACCAGCACACACACCCCCACCACCCACAGCACCAGACCCACCAGACCCCCUGGCACAACCCCCAGAUGCCCUCACACAACACUAGGCAUGGCCUCUGCCUGCCUCCCCCGGACAGCCAAGUCUCAGAACGGUGUGGUGGGGGGACCCCAAAUCUGUGUGGCUCCCACACCAACCCCAGUCUGGGAGGUAGUAGUGACCCCACAGGUGUAUCCUGUGUCCCUGGGGACUUCGGACGACAGACGAUGUCCCCGGACGAGACGGAACAGAGACGGAACAGUAAAGGGAAAGAGGAUUUGCACAGCUCAGGUAAGAUGAGGACAUUAUUCUCUUCUCUCCUCUUUGCUUUUCUUAGCUUUGAGUUCAGUCUCAAAGUUUUGGUUGUUUCUCACUGUGGAGUUUUCAUCCCAUAGCGAGGGAGUAUAACGAUUUGAAGUGUUUUGUUUGUCUAUUCUCAUAUUGGGAAUUUCACCAUCUGUGUGUAAGCAGAAAAAGUCCACAGAUGUUUAAACAGCAGAGAACAGUUUGUGAUACAGUAAUAAAACACACACAAAUGUAUUGUUGCAUUUCUACUAAUUGGCUAAUGUUUUCAUGAUCACUGAAAGCGCUGUAGUCUUCUGCGUCAAUGCUCCUAAAUUCGAGAACCUCAUGAGAAGUUGUGCAAUGACAAAAGAAGUUCAGCGCAUACUUUUUAGUUUAAAAGUAAAUUCAAAGUUUUAACCUCAUUGACUAGUAGGUAGGCUUGUUGUUUCAGUAUUUGGGCCUUGUUUUUACAGUGGUCGUCCAGAUAAAAUUGAGGGCCAUAUAUGAUUUACUUUUGUUGUAUAAACAUUCAACUUCACGUUAAUUUGAAAUAGACUUAGUGCUGAUGAUUGAAACUGAUGUCUUAUUUGAUUGCCGACUGCUUGAUGCUCAUAGUUCAAUGUUGGAUAUAAUUCUGUUUUCUUAAUUGUCUACUUGCAAAUGUAAUUUAUUCAUUUCAAUUACUAGCAACUGCACAAAAGUUAGCUGUAAUUUGAUAUUUAACUGUACUAACAUCUCUUAAUGGGAAGACAUAUAUACCCACAUUUCAGUAUUAUAAGACCUUAUGUUAUGGGAUCUUUAAAUAUCUAAUUUGAUCUUGAUUAUUAUGUCUUAUCUCUACUGUUUUCCAUACUGUAUUGACAUUAAUUCAUAUCUGGAAUUACUGUCUAGAAUUUAACGAGGUAGAAUUAGGCUAACUUUAUUGAUAUUUUAAAUAAAUGCAGGCAAGUGCUUUUUAGAAACAACAUCUUAUUGUGUGAAACAGUAGGCGACAAGCCGCACACUUAAAAUAUGAUCUUGUACUUCAUUUCACCUGAAUUCAAUUAAUCAAAUUCUUCUCACGCCAUGAUUUAGUUAACUUUUCAGUAAAACAACAGAUAUUUAACGAAUGAAUGUUUUUAUAAAUAUAUCUAUUAAGGAAAAAAAAAUUGGAAGCGAAAUGAUAAUCACAAUUCAAUUAAACCAUUGGACUUGAUAAAAAAGGUUAAAUUGUCUUGAUAAAUACUAAGGUCAAUAGUCAUACUAUUCUACUGACAGUCUUAUAUAAAGAAAUGAGCAAGUGCGAUACAUUACAGAUUUGCAGUCAUCUUCUGUUAUUUGAAGCAUUAGAUCCAUUACCUUUCUGUCUCCAUUUAUUUUAACAGAUAUUAAGUAAUUUGUAAGUCGCUCUGGAUAAGAGCGUCUGCUAAAUGACGUAAAUGUAAAUUAAGAUACUUUGGUUUCCUCUCUCAGUGUUAAGCAGUAGGGAAUUUAUUUACUUAUGUCAUUUGCUGCAGUAUUGGCAUAUAUUGUUAUUAUUAUUAUUAUUAUUAUAUUGUCUCACUUACCUUCUACCGGCUCAAUCUUCCAUUUUCAUUAGAAUCAAAGUGUCCUUUAACAUUCUUCAAUCUCAACCCCAUUUUAUAGGUUAUAGCCUGGCACAGCCAAGCUUUACCUUGUCCCCCUCUUCAGGCUCCCAGGGAUAAUCAACAGUGAUAUUUUCUUCCAGGGUGUUAAUGGCCUACAGGUGUGAUUUCUGUGAAGCCGCCUUUUAAACGGUUACAACGGCCACACCUGGGCUUUUUGAUAGGCCUAAACCUACAUAGUAUUUAUGGCUGUGGAACUUACGUACCUAUAGCAUUAGCCGCAACAGCUGUGUGCAAAAGCAGCCUGUUAAUAAUAAUAAUAAUGUGGUUGGAGAAUUAAUCCAUAACACUUCUGGAAAUCACUGUUGGUCAGCUACAGUAUGGAUGAUAGAAUGGAAUGGAAGGAAAUAUAAUAGAAUAUAACUGUAUUAGUCCAUUAGUGACAUAAUAAAAAGGUGUAUAGUUAGGUCCAAUUUCCACAUUUGUUAAACAGCUAUUUUGAGAUGAGCACAUUCAGUGGCACGUGGGAAUGUGUACCUAAGUCAGUGAUAUUAUAGUUAAUUUUACACACUGUCCUCCCAACGACCGUUUUGCCUUUGAGAGCGCUGAGGUUGUAAGGACAAACUGAUCUGUACCCCGGGUGGAGUCUCAAAAUGGCCGUUGGCUAAAUGCGUUGGACGCGUCAUGCAGGGCACCGCACUAGACCUAAUAUGGCUGUAUAUGGCUGAAGCCAUCAUUAUCAGCAGACACCAUAAUAAUGCAAGCUCCAUCCAUGUCAGGGCUGGGGACUAGACACGUCAGGCUCUUAAUAAGUUACUAGCACAGUGGCUGGACUUCCUGGCGGCUACAUGUAUGCAAACACAAGGGCUGAUUCAGGUCAUCAGUUUAGGGUCACGACAAGAGCACUGCUCUCAGUAUCCAGGAACCAUUUUACUGACACCAGCUUCCAGUGGUGUCCUGCACCAACACAUUUUAUUGGGGCACUGAUAGGAUGGCCAAAUUCUCUUUGCAUUCAUUCUGUAGGUUAUACUGUAUUGUGCCUCUUUUCAUCCUAAGAAUUGGUCAAAUUGAAGGAGCACAGUUUCAAUGAGCAGGAUGGCUCUGCCAGGUCCUACCGUGUGUGUCUAUGUCAUUCUCCCCGCAGGGUAACCCACCAGGCAGAAGUGUUGUUGUGCCCAGUAGUUAAUUUCCACUUCCACUUUCCAUCUCUCAGGUCAGUUUUACACCAGGGUGCAAUUCUAAUUGACAGGCAGUAGAACUCUGACUCAUUACCCAGGAGCUGCCAUGGAAAUGUAGAACACCUGUAACACCAAUCAUAUUUCCUCAAUUUAACCUCCAUGGCACGUUACGAAAGGCAACAUUUAUUUAUUUUAUUUUAGGUCCUAUUUCUGAUGAGGUAACGGUCUUAUCAGGUAACAUGCCGUGGCAAUGGUGAAAUAAAUGGUAAAAUACACCUUCUUGAUAAAUAACAAAGAAUGCAAAACAAAAGUUAAAUGUGUAAUGUAGAUUAAUGUUGUAGGAAUAUUAAAGGAGUAUUGCAAGAUAUUGUACGGUAUAAACCAUUAAACAAUUGUUUCAAAUUAAAUCAAAUAACUAAAACAUGUGAAAGAUAAUUUGUUUGAAGAUUUUAUUUCCAGAAAUGUCUUAGUCCCAUAUUAUGUUUUUAUAAAUGGAGUGCCAUGAAUAUUGGGGACUGGAUGUGCCUGUGUGAUGUGGCAGAGAGAAAUACUCUUUCCUGGCACUAUUUGGCUUGUCAGCACAUCCAACACGUCCAACAAUUACAGUUGAACUAAGAGAAUGUUAGCUGGUUUUAUUUGGCGUGGACUAGAGAACAACACGUCAAUUACAACUCAACGCUUUUAAUGCCCUGAAGUGUAGUGUUAAGAGAAAUUUGAAUGAGGUUCACCCAAUUUGAAGCCACAUCAAUAGGAAAAAAAACAUUUUUUAAGGAUUUGAUGAAUGUAUGCUUUUCAGAAUCCAAUUGCGCAAUCUGGAUUAAAUACAGACAAUUGGACCAAAAGGAAUUACAAUCUGGAAAGUCUUUCUGAAGUCUACUUAACUUCAAUCAAAUAUACGAUGAAUCGCAACACACACUCUUACCCGUGGCAUCUGCUGAAAUGCUUCCGCCUGUAUGUAGAGUGGGCCGGUGUAAGUUUUCCGAUCAUGCUCCAUUUUAUGUCUAGGCCCGUGGGUGGUGCUUAGCUGAUCUAUGUAUCUAUUGGUCUAUUGUUCAGUCUACCAGGUGAUAGGUGGGAGGUUCACACCCUACAUUACUGUCCCACAUUACCACAUCACAUUGUCACGCUACCACACCCCACAUAGCAGAGGCAGCAUUUUUGGGGCACAGGGUAGGAUUGCCAAAUUCGAUAGUUUUACUUCCAUUUUUCAUAAAAUAAAGAAUAUCUUCCAUCUCAUCAGUGUAUGGAUAAAACUGAGGGGGCUUAUUUCCCCCUAAAUUUCAAGGGGAAUUAGCUACACAUUAUCACAUGAAUUAUUACAUCAGACAUUACCACAUGCAUUACUGCUUCACAUUACCCCACACCUGACAGACCUCAGCUUCAUCUCCCCUCAGGUCCACCAGAGAUGAGCUCUUGGAAAUCCCUUUUGUCUUUGAACAAUAGAGCUACAGUGUUGAGUUGGCCAGCCUCAAAUAUUACCUCUCCUUUUGGAUGAAACUUCUAUUUAAAACAGGUGAUAAAGUACUGGAGAGAGGCAGAGACAAUUCCACCAACUUUCCAGUUAAACAAAGGAUUGUUAUAGGACAUAUUCUCUGUGUCGCCUAGAUUGAAAAUAAAUUAGGCUAUAGUAAACUGAUUUGUGGAAUUUUCACAUACAGUAAGAAAGUGCUACAACUUAAUAAUAUUCGAGAGAUAUCAGUCUGUUUCUUUCUAAGCUCCAAGGAGCGAGCGAAGAUGAGUGAGUCUGUUUCAGAGAGAGAACACAGGGCAGUUGUCUGAGGGAGCUGGGCUCUGAGACUGUAGAGAACUUACUGCCUGCCACUUCUCAUGCAGCUUCCCCCUCCUCCAGUAAGACACUAUAUAGUGUGCAUGUCCAAUAUCCCCAUAAUAAAAGGUGAUUGGCACCCCUAAUUGUUUUGCUUUCAUUUUGCGUUUCAGCCCUGCAGUUUAUCAAACACUCCCUUCUUUUUUUCACCCCUUUUUCCUCUCCUUUCUUUUUUGGCGACUCAACUGUGUCUGGAAAAAGUUCUGCUUUUCAUUUUAGAUUCCCAGGACGGGAGCUAUAAGUCUGACGUGAACAGCAAGGCCAGGAAGGAGAGGACAGCGUUCACCAAGGAACAGAUCCGGGAACUGGAGUCGGAGUUUGCGCACCACAACUACCUGACGAGACUGAGGCGAUACGAGAUAGCAGUCAACCUCGACCUCACAGAAAGACAAGUACGUUACCUGUUGUUGUGUGGAAACAAUCAAAUCUAUUAACAUUUGCAUAUUUUAAAAGUUAUUUUAAAUUGCAAAUGAAAAAUAGAAAGUAUCUUACCUGUUGGGUGUUGAUAACCCAAAACAAGUUCAUUAGUCAUAAUAUUGGCUUAUCAUCUAAUGACAAAACAUUAUGCAGUUAAUUUCUCCCUUUGAUGAUAAAAUAAAUCAGAAAAUUGGCAGCUCGUGUGAACAAAAUAUCUAAAGGAAUCAUAGUUAGAGGAUUCAUUCUGUAAUUACCCUAAAAACGCACAGACACAUGUAUUCAAAGACUCACACUGAAAUGUCAGCUAACAGCAGUUGAUGGGGAUUCUAUUAAAAACUGCACAGGCCUCAGGAUGAAAACCCUGUAUGUUUUGACCUUAGCAAAUGCUUGUCAUGCUAAUGUUCUGAAGCUAAUCGCUUCCAAACCAAAACCACUGAGGCUCUUUGAUAUAUCUAUGCUGUGUGUGUAUGUGUGUGUGUAUAUGUGUGUGGGUGUGUUGCCAGCAAUGCUGGUCUCUCUGUGUGUGUGCAGGGACUGUCUGAUGGCAUGUGUCAGACACCAGAUGUUUCUGUAAUUCCCUUCAGACACUAAUAGGAAAUACACUGACAUUAAGGGACGGAUUCCCGCACAGUAUGCUCAAUGGACAAUCUCCAUUGAAAGUGUUUUUUAGUCCAGUAUGUAGGCUGAAACUGGGGCCAGGAAACCACCCAUUGAUGUAUGGCAGUGAAAAAGUGAUAAUUCUGUUCUAUUUGAGAUGAAAAGAAGCAACAUUAAUCUUACAUUUUCUUAAAUGACUAUUUUAUGCCUAAUCUGCCUUGAUCUAAAAAGCUGGCCUGCAUAAAUCUGUUGGUGGUGAUGCAUUUAACCAAAACAACCUACACACUCAGCACACCCAUAAGUGUCUUUGGAAAUCAUCAUCUGUUGUAUAAGUCCAAUCAGUGUCAAGGGCCAGGCCCAGGCAGCCAGGCAACAACCCACCGAGGAGUUAGGCCUUCCAGCUAGGAGCCCUGUCCCUCACAAUCACUCCCACUCAUAUUGGCUGCCUCUCCUCUCCUCUCUUCCCCUCUCCUCUCCUGUCCUCUCUUCUCCACACAUUCCCAAUGCAAGGCCUAUAAAUCUGGAUGUACGUGGGGGUUGUGUGUCUGUGUGUGUGCGUGUGUGUGUGUGUGUACAUAUGUGUGUGUGUGUGUGUGUGUGUGUGUGUGUGUGUGUGUGUACGUGUGUGGGGGUUGACCUUGGAUGUUAAACCCACUCUAACAUCCUCCUGGCUAUUAUCUUACAGUUCAGCGUCUAUCUCCCUGAUCCUGCUAUUAACUAGCUUUACUAAUGAUGAUUGUACAUCCCAAGGGCAUAUACAGUGGCAGAGGUUUAUACAACUUGUGGACACCGAUCCUCAUCUUAUCUCGCCACUGAACCCUUCGAGUGUGUGUGUAACAACCUAGGUAGGACUAACUGAUUGCCCAAUUAGAGCUGCACCCAAGGCUGGCAGAGGAUUUCGUACGGCUUGUGGAUAUGUGUGUGUGUGUGUGUGCAUUUGUGUGUUUGUGUGUGUGUAAAACAAAAACUUACGAAGGACUUAGUUUUAUGAGGCAGUCGAUGCUAAACCCGUUUAUUAGAAAUGGAGCCACAAUUGCGUGUUUACUCUGUAAACUUAACGCCUGUCUUGGGCCUGUGAGUGGCAGGCCACAAUGCCUAAAAUAAAUCCUACAGGAGAGCAUAGGGCUCCUGUGAGAAAGCAGGUCACUCGGAGGGUGGAUAAGAAGGGGGUGGGGGAUGAGGGGAGUAUAGGAGGGGGGUGGAGUUUGUGGGGCAUGGGGAGGGUCAACAGGAGGGGGUAGGGCGGUGUAGGGUCGUCAGUGGGGGAUGGGGGACGGCGCUUCGCUCGUUCCCGAUCCGAUCGGGCCGUUUUAGGCAGCAGCUUAAUCAUCACGAAGAAGAGACACAAAUACUGAAGGAUCUGUGGAGUCAGGAACAGGAUCCGAGGCAGGGCCCUCCGCCAGCUUGCGGACGUGACCCAUGCAUCAGCACAUACCUGGCCAUGUCAAAAUAAGACGCCCCAACAGCCAACACUAACCACGACAGCCAACGGCGCUGCCAGUCGUCCGCUCAGUUCACUGUCACAGGUGUUACACCUACACUGUAGAUCGUACACCCUGGCUUCACUGUCAUCGAGUGCUAACUAAACCGUACACCCAGGGUUCAGUGUCACCCUGUACAACCCACAUCGUACACAGUGGGGUCAAAACGAACCAAAGUUCUGGUAGAUGAGGUGUCGCUCAGGGUUUAGAGAGUGUGUGUGUGGGGGGGGGGGGAACUGGUGUGUCGGGAGCAGUGUGUGUGUGUGUAAAAAGAGAGGUGGAGGAUCUGGGUUGCACACUCCUGUAUGUGUGUGUUUGUGUGUGUACACAAGUGUGUGUGUGUGCGCAUGCUCUGCUGCGCAGGCAGAGGUCUGUUUCACUGAGGCUGUAAAGCUCUGUCACACACACUGAUAGAGAAGGGUUCACACCAACAGAUUCAGGACAUUGGGUUUCCUGACGCACAGUGGGAUGUUUUACUGAGGGGGAACGGGAGGGAAGAGGUGGGGGGACGCUAGGGUUUUACUGACGGGUCUACAUGCCAAGAACUCAGUCUCCAGAACGCCACGAACCAACAAUGGCAUCGAGUUACCUCAGACCCUCACACUCCAUAUACACUCCAUCUCCACUUGCUCACAACAAUCCCUGAAAACUUUGUGCACUUAAAAGUUUUUGAUGUUUUCUUCAUGUGGUUAUUAUUACACUAAAUACAUUUUUCUAAAACCUUGGCUAAUAUUGCCCUUGUUACUGAGAAGGGCUAUGAUCCCCCAGCCCUCCUGCAAAUGACCCAAGCGUCAAACUCCAGUCCUCGAGGGCCGCAGCAUCUGCAGGUUUUCAUUCCUCCCUAGGAGUGUCUAAAUCAGACACCAAAGGAAAGAGAUGAAAUUAGCAGUCACUGUCAUCCUCCAGGUAUUGAGUUGGACCCCCCCUGCCGUAUAGCUUCCACGCUAUUUCCCUGUAAACUAAUUGUUCUCUUCUCCUCCAGGUAAAGGUGUGGUUCCAGAACAGAAGGAUGAAGUGGAAGCGUGUUAAAGGGGGUCAACAGGGGGCAGCGGCCCGAGAGAAAGAACUGGUCAACGUGAAGAAGGGAACUCUGUUACCCUCAGAGUACUCUGGCAUGGUGGGAGGAUUACACCACUCCACCGGUUCCCCUGGUAAUGAGGACAGUCAUGACAGUGACCAGAGCUCAGAGCACGCUCACUUAUGA